AUGCCUCCCAGAAGAAAGAAAACCUCUGCGAAAACUAAUAAGACCACCACGAAACAUAAUACUCCUAUGGAAACGAGAAGUGGAAAUAGAAAUAAUAGAAUAGGCAAGGUCUAUUGGAUAAAUGAGUUUAAUCAACGUAUCGCAUAUAUUGAGUGGUGUAAAGUACGAUUUCCGGGAAAAGAUAAUGCUUUUUUUGAUGAUGAAAUUAAACAAUUUAAACUUUGGAAGAGUGUUAUCAAGGAGUCAUCUGAACGUGACGUAUUAACGAGUAAAGGAAGUUUAGAACAAAGAUUUAACGAUGAAAAAAUUAAAUAUGAUAAAAAAAUUUCUAAACUAGAAGUUAAGUUGGCUGAAAUGAAAAUAGAUUAUGAUGCAAUGCAAUUAGACAAUGAUGAAAAAGAACAAAAAAUUAUUCUCUUAGACAAUGAAAUUGCAUCAUUGUCGGGAGAUGGG
Messenger RNA from Racocetra fulgida, 453 nucleotides. The record is from the annotation of a GenBank genome assembly. Lineage: Eukaryota; Fungi; Glomeromycota; Glomeromycetes; Diversisporales; Gigasporaceae.